Messenger RNA from Acyrthosiphon pisum (pea aphid), 480 nucleotides. Its product is annotated as piggyBac transposable element-derived protein 4-like. Lineage: Eukaryota; Metazoa; Arthropoda; Insecta; Hemiptera; Aphididae. The transcript is spliced from 3 exons. The record is from RefSeq and is a predicted model, not a curated record. The coding region runs from base 1 to 480 and encodes 159 amino acids.
AUGAAGCAAUAUGACAAUAAUUCUGACAAUCAAAGCUCAAUAGAAACACAUACUGACUUGAUUAAAGACUUUGACCAGGCAUUUCAAGACUAUGAUUUUGAUUUUGAUUUCAUUGAAUCCAAUUUAUAUGCUACUCAACACAAUGCAAAUUUAAAUACUAAUGUUGAAGAAAUAAAAGCAUUUAUUGGCAUGCUCAUUUAUAUGGGUUAUCAUUCCCUUCCGAGUAUAAGGUUUUACUGGUCAACUGACCAAAACUUUUAUUGUGAAAGAAUAGCCAAAAUUAUGCCUGUCAAGAGAUUUUUAAAACUUCUACGCUAUCUUCACCUAAAUAAUAAUUUAAAUAUGCCACAAAGAGAUUCUCUAAAUUUUGACAAACUUUAUAAAAUCCAUCCACUCAUAUCACAUUUGCAAGAUAAAUAUCUAUCUAUAUUUAAACCAUCUAGACAUGUAGCAGUAGAUGAGAGUAUGGAUGCCAUUUAA